UUAGCCUGAGCUGUGAGAAGAAAUAUCGGGAUCCGCUCGUCAAACGAAACGCCUCGACAGCCUCCCGGAGACUCAAAAGAAACUAUGGGAAAAGGUGGAGGCACAUUUGAGAGGCUUCUCGAUAAAGCCACCAGUCAGCUGCUGCUGGAAACCGACUGGGAAUCGAUUCUCCAGAUCUGUGAUCUCAUUCGACAAGGAGACACACAAGCCAAACAUGCUAUUGGGUGCAUUAAGAGGAAGCUGAAUGAUAAAAAUCCCCAUGUGGCUCUCUAUGCACUUGAGGUCCUGGAGUCAGUGGUGAAGAACUGUGGGCAGACGGUGCAUGAUGAAGUUGCAAGUAAACAAACGAUGGAGGAGCUGAAGGAGCUUCUUAAGAAGCAGACAGAACCAAAUGUCAGAAACAAGAUUUUGUACCUGAUUCAAGCCUGGGCUCACGCCUUCCGCAAUGAACCCAAAUACAAGGUGGUUCAAGACACAUAUCAGAUCAUGAAAGUGGAAGGUCAUGUUUUCCCUGAGUUUAAGGAGAGCGAUGCCAUGUUUGCAGCAGAGAGAGCCCCAGACUGGGUUGAUGCUGAGGAUUGCCACAGGUGCAGAGUUCAGUUUGGAGUUAUGACAAGAAAGCACCAUUGUCGAGCUUGUGGCCAAAUUUUCUGUGGGAAGUGCUCAUCUAAGUACUCAACCAUUCCAAAGUUUGGGAUUGAGAAGGAAGUGCGCGUGUGCGAGCCCUGCUUUGAGCAGCUGAACAACCACCCCUCCCUCUCUCCUCAACUUAGGAAAACUGAAGGGAAAGCUCCUGCUACAGGCCCCUCUGAGCUGCCACCUGAGUACCUGACCAGCCCGCUGUCCCAGCAGUCACAGAUGCCCCCCAAGAGAGAUGAGGCAGCUUUGCAGGAGGAGGAGGAGCUYCAGCUGGCCAUCGCUCUGUCCCAAAGCGAGGCAGAGGAGAAAGAGCGGAUGCGACAGAAGAACUUUUACUCAGUGUAUCCCAAAGCUGAUCCCACCCCGGUGACUUCUUCAGCCCCACCUGUCAGCACCCUUUACACUUCUCCUGUGAACUCCUCUGCUCCAUCUGCUGAAGAUGUAGACCCCGAGCUGGCCCGCUACCUGAACAGAACAUACUGGGAGAAGAAACAAGAAGAGGCUCGGAAGAGUCCCACCCCCUCAGCCCCAGCCCCCGUUUCAUUGGCUGAACCCCUCCCAGCAAUCAGCCAACCGGUGGAAACUCAUGUCCCAGUUCAACCCGUCAGCGUAGUGGAGCAGCAGUACCAGAACGGUGAGUCCGAGGAGAACCACGAGCAGUUUCUGAAGGCUCUGCAGAACGCCGUCACCACCUUCCUUAACCGCAUGAAGAGCAACCACAUGCGUGGGCGCAGCAUCACCAACGACAGCGCGGUGCUCUCGCUCUUCCAGUCCAUCAACAACAUGCAUCCACAGCUGCUGGAUAUCCUCAACCAGCUGGAUGAAAAGCGAUUGUACUACGAGGGCCUGCAGGACAAGCUGGCUCAGGUGCGCGAUGCUCGAGCUGCCCUCAACGCGCUUCGAGACGAGCACAGAGAGAAGCUGCGCAGAGCUGCGGAGGAGGCUGAGAGACAACGGCAGAUCCAGCUGGCACAGAAGCUGGAGAUCAUGAGGCAGAAGAAGCAGGAAUACCUGGAGAUGCAGAGACAGCUGGCCAUUCAGCGCCUGCAGGAGCAGGAGAAGGAGAGGCAGAUGCGCUUGGAGCAGCAGAAGCACACCAUCCAAAUGAGAGCGCAGAUGCCUGCUUUCCCUUUGCCCUAUGCCCAGAUGCAGUCUUUGCCUCCUAAUGUUGCUGGAGGGGUGGUAUACCAGCCUGGUGCUCCACCCAGCUACCCAGGAACCUUCAGUCCUGCUGGUUCUGUGGAGGGUUCUCCUAUGCACAACAUGUACAUGAAUCAGCCUGGGCAGACCGCACCAGGACCGUACCAGGCUAUGCCCGGUGCUGCCACAGAUCCUAACAUGGUUAAUGCAUACAUGUACCAGGCUGCAGGCACCAAUGGACAGCCUCCUCCAGGACAGGCCCCGCCCACUACUACUCCCCCCUACUCCAAUUAUCAGCCCACGCCCACGCAGCCGUACCAGAACGUGGCUUCUCAGGCACAAAGUUUGCCCCAGAUGUCGCAGGCUGCCCCCGCCAACGGUGUGGCCUACAUGAGUUACCAACCGUACACCAUGCAGAACAUGAUUUCAGCGUUACCCGGACAGGAUCCCAACAUGCCCCCCCAACAGCCCUACAUGCCAGGCCAGCCGCCCAUGUAUCAGCAGGCUGCCCCCCCUGGUGGUCCUGCGCAGCAACAACAGCCUCCGCAGCAGCAACAACAGCAGGCGCCUCAAGCUGUGCCCAGCCACACGGAGGCGCAGCUCAUCUCCUUCGACUGAAAGGCUCGGAGCUGCAGUUUUACACACUACACCUUCUUUCCACCUUUUCCCUCUCCUGAAACCUAAGGAUACAUUUUGGAAACACACACACACACACACACACACAAACGCCCACCUUCCACCUCGCUGUGAUGUUGUGGCAAAGUAAAAUAUUGUGAUGAUGUUGCAGAACUGUAGCUCUCCUUGCCUCGCCCCUCUGAAGUGUGGGAGUAGGGAAACAAAGCUGCUGUGGAGAUCACCAUAACCCAAACCUCUGUCCCUCCUCUUCCAUCUUUCAGCUGAUGUGCGUGUAGUAUUUCCUAAUGAAAAUAAAUAAUUCAAGUGCAGAAAAUGCCAGUGGUAAGAAAAUAUUCUAUUUAGGAGAUAAAGAAAACACAACCAUCGUUUGUUUCAUAUUUUUCUAAAGCUGAAUUAGCACGUUGAGUCGAGAUGACUUUCAGGGAUGGAAGUGAAACGUUGCGACUCGUUCUGACAGUCUGGGCAGUGAUUGAGAAACGUGUGUGUGUUUAAUUGGUUGACAGGUUUCUUAAAACUAGUGAAGGUUGAACUGGAGACCAUGACAAGUGCUCUAACUUCAAAUGUCCAUCUAACUCACAGCUCAACAUUCCAGUUGCAGUUCUCCGGUCAUCCCUCUCACGGACUUUGGGCGUCUUGUUUUGGCAUUUAUUUGUUGUGUGCUGCUUGGACUGUUGGGUGUCUUAAUGUAGUUUUUGAGGUGAUGAGCCAAGUUGCAGAGGUUGUACGCUGUAGGUGAAGUGUUUGAAAAUUCACGGGAUAGCUUUCUAAUUCUUAUAGAAAAAUUUGUGCAUAAAAAUAAUUUAAAUUAACAACUAGCAACUAUAAAAAAGCUAAAAUCAGCCAGGUAUAGCAUCAUGCGUCUUUAAAGUGUAUUAUGUUGCCAUUUAAAGAUCUAAUGUAAAGAAGACGCAAGCCUCAGAAAAAGUCUGUAAUAACCAUUUAAUUGCCUUCAGGGGCCAAAAUUUGCAUUAUUUGGUUGUAAUUGUUACAUUUAACAAAGGUGCAUAGAAAGUACAUCUGGGAACUCUUAAGUGUAAUUGACUAUUUAGAAAUGUGGAAAUGCUUUCAGAGUGAAUAUGAUGUCCUGCAUGUAUGUAUCACACUUUUAGUGACUCUGUAACUCUUCUUUAUUUCAUCUUACUGAUCUGUCUGACUAAAGUAAUUUUAAAAUUAUAUUUAAUAAAUAUCAGGUUCUUAUUGCCCACUC
Molecule: messenger RNA, 3622 nt
Organism: Austrofundulus limnaeus
Lineage: Eukaryota; Metazoa; Chordata; Actinopteri; Cyprinodontiformes; Rivulidae
Gene: hgs
Product: hepatocyte growth factor-regulated tyrosine kinase substrate
Exons: 20
Coding region: 85-2397 (770 amino acids)
Biological process (GO): receptor internalization; endocytic recycling
Cellular component (GO): early endosome
Molecular function (GO): ubiquitin binding; metal ion binding; phosphatidylinositol binding
Source: RefSeq, a predicted model, not a curated record